AUGCCAGAUAUCACCUUUACCGAUAGGGAUUUUCACGCCCCGGACCCGGAGCAAGAUGAUCCUAUGGUUAUUACCGCCCGAAUAGCACAGUAUCAUGUGAGCAAAGUCCUGAUAGACCAGGGAAGUUCGGUCAACAUCCUAUAUUGGACAACUUUUCAGAAGAUGGAGCUGGUGGGGGAUGCGAUAACACCCUUUCAUGAACAAAUCGUUGGAUUCGCAGGUGAACGUGUAGACAUCCGGGGAUACCUCGACCUGAGGACCCGAUUGGGCACCGGUGACAGGGCCAAAGAACUUUGUGUACGCUUUCUGUUGGUGGAAGCAAACACCUCCUAUAAUGCCCUUUUAGGGCGUCCCUGUCUAAACGCUUUUGGGGCGAUCGUGUCGACUCCCCAUUUAGCAAUGAAGUUCCCGUCCGAAAGCGGGGCGAUAUGCACCGUUCGGGCAGAUCAGAAAAUCGCCCGGCAGUGUUACGCCGCUGCCUUGAAAGCCACCACUUACAAAAAGGAGAAGUGGCCUGAAGCUAUUCUGGUCGACCUAGAACCCCGGACCAACACAAACGAUCGAAUUCAACCCCAAGGAGAGAUUAAAUUGUUCGUCCUGGGAAAGAAUGCUGAGCAAACCACCAACAUAGGGGUCGAUCUCACUCUAGUCGAGGAGAGCGACCUAACCACACUACUGAGGUCCAAUAACGAGCGACCUAACCACACUGCUGAGGCCCGACCAACAGCUCAAAAGAAAAGAAGACUUGGCACCGAAAAAAGGGUGGUCGUACAAAAUGAAGUUGACAAAUUAGUGAAGGUUGGAUUCAUCCGGGAGAUAACCUACACCACUUGGUUGGCAAACGUCGUCAUGGUGAAAAAAGCGAACAGUCAAUGGCGAAUGUGUAUCGAUUUUACUGAUCUCAACAAAGCUUGUCCUAAGGACAAUUAUCCUCUUCCCAGCAUUGACUGA
Messenger RNA from Vigna radiata var. radiata (mung bean), 951 nucleotides. RefSeq lists its product as uncharacterized. NCBI's taxonomy places the organism in Eukaryota, Viridiplantae, Streptophyta, Magnoliopsida, Fabales, Fabaceae. The record is from RefSeq and is a predicted model, not a curated record. Bases 1 to 951 code for a protein of 316 amino acids. The transcript has a single exon.